AUGGACCUUGACAAUUUCGCCGAACGCUUCACCAGCCGGCUCAAGAUGGCCUGUGUCGUUUACGACAACCGAGGACUCGGGGACAGCGAUACCGGACCAGGUCAGCCCAGGCAGGAGAUUGUUCCUGAUCUCCAGGUCGCUGAUAUAUCUGAUGCCAUCACCUUUGCCCAGUCUCGAAGUGAAGUCGAUCCAGAGAGAAUUGGUAUCUGGGGAAGCUCUUACAGUGGCGGGCAUGUCCUCCGCGUUGACGCUCUUGAUAGACGCGUCAAGGUAGUUCUAUCUCAGGUCCCGUGCCUGAAUGGAUGGGACAACUUCAGCCGGCUUGUGCGUCCAGAUUUUGCUGAGUUCAUGGAAGGCAAUUUCCAGAAAGACCGACUCGAGAGAGCCGCCGGAAACACCCCAGCCACCGUCAAAGUGGUAGACGAGAACCCUCUUGCAUUCUCUGCGCUCCCCACGCCUGAUAGCUAUGACUUCUUCCAGAAGCUCUGGGCUCCCAAGUCAGCAUGGAAGAAUGAGGUCACGCUCAAGUCGCUGGAGCUCUUCCGGGCGCACGAUCCAUCGGCGUGGAUCUAUCGCAUCUCACCGACACCGCUCUUGAUGACGGUUGGGGAAACUGAUGUUUUGACGCCGACGGACCUAGCUCUCGAAGCCUACUCUCGAGCACGGGAGCCAAAACAGCCCUCUAUGUUGCCCGGAGGACAUUUUGACGCUUACACUGGAAACAAUUUUGAGCGAAAUGCGGCUCGGCAGAUCAAGUUCCUUAAGGACUUUUUGGGAGUCGAAGAUAAUUAG
This is a messenger RNA of Fusarium musae, 792 nucleotides long. RefSeq lists its product as uncharacterized. NCBI's taxonomy places the organism in Eukaryota, Fungi, Ascomycota, Sordariomycetes, Hypocreales, Nectriaceae. The record is from RefSeq and is a predicted model, not a curated record. The transcript has 2 exons. The coding region runs from base 1 to 792 and encodes 263 amino acids.